This is a messenger RNA of Lachancea fermentati, 1551 nucleotides long. The record is from the annotation of a GenBank genome assembly. Lineage: Eukaryota; Fungi; Ascomycota; Saccharomycetes; Saccharomycetales; Saccharomycetaceae.
AUGUCCAAUGCUAGAAAAGGUUAUAAUGCUAGGAGUUCUAUGGCCCCAUACACGCGGCCAAUAGUUGCUUCCAAAAGAGGUAAGUACCAACUCUUCUCUAAACUUAAGUCGUACUUUACUUCUGGAACCUCUGCGGACAUGACAACAGUUACAGCGAAUCGAAAACCCUCUUGUGAGUUCAUUGCUCCAGGUGGUUUCUAUAAUUUCGAAAAUUCAGCUCCAUCAAAUUUGAGUUCGAAACAAGAGAAAAGACUUUUGCUGUCUGACGAAAACGAAACUCAGGAUCAUAGCGAUAUUUCUAAUGCCAAGUUAGCCGAAUUUUUCCGGGAGAAGGGUGAUGAGCCCCUAUCUGAAGUGGAAUAUGAGGGUGUCUUAUCUCUAAUGAAGAAGAGCAAAUCGGUAAUCUCAACUCCACGUUCGAAAAGAAAAAAUUCUAUCAACGAGGAGCUGAACCCGAAAACUAGAAUGUUGAGGUCGUCUAAGAGCUCAACAUCGGGUACUCCUUUCAAAACACCAUCUUUCAAGCCUAAAUACGAAGAAAGUUCAACACUAGCGAAUACCUCGAUGAGAAGUCUAACAUCUUCAACGUCAAGUAGGCGGCGAGUUUUUGACUACUCACAGCUACCAUCACCUUAUCGGACAACAGUAUACAAAUAUAGUGCUACUGUAAGAGAUAAGAUAAAUGACGAAAACGAAUCAAGCAGAAUCGAGAAGCCACCUAUUGCGAAAAAGCUUAGCAAUACCGCUUCUGCUCUGGUAUCUUUGCUUGAUGAUGUCGAAGUCGAGAAAUCGAUCACGCGUGGCAAUGUGUCCUCCAGUCUUGCCAACCCGUACUCUUCUCAGUUAUCACAAAUUCGGAAAUAUAAGAAGCUUCAUGGCGAACCAAGAACUCCUAAGACGCCAUCACAAUCCUCUGAUACCACACCAGUUAAAUCAAGAGCACUUGAAGAACUUGAAAACUCAAAGAAUGAAACAAAAAAUGCAGAUACAGCAAGCAUGCAUACAUUCGAGAAAUACAAGCCUUCAAAAUCUUCAUCUCUUCGUGUUGCAGUUUCACUGGAAGAGUCACCCAAAAAGAAAGAAGAAACCACACAAGUUCGUAAUGUCGAAGGCUCAGUACCUCAAUCCUCGUUCAACUUUACUUUUGGCGAGUCUAAGGCAGAACAUAUUCCGAGCAAAUCCGUUGUUCAGGAAAACAAACAGGGCAACAAAGAAGAUGUCCAACGUGCUUCCAAUGUUAUAAGUCAUCCAACCAAGGGUGAGAAAUCAUUAUUUUCAGUCGAGAAAGACUCUAUUGAAAAUGAGGAAACUGGCAAAUUAAACGGAUCACAUAUUAACAUUCCUUCUCAAAGUGCAGAGAAGCCACAGAGUCAGGUGAAUGAAACAUUGGAUUUUAAGAUUGGCCCUCAAAAACAUGAUUUAGCAAAUCCUGCUGUAGAGCAUAGAGCAAUUUUGUUUGACUUUGGGCUACCACCGAACUCUCAAAUCGAUCCCAAAUUAGUGAGUGAAAGCCAGGUCGAGAGAUUCAAGUCGUUGUAUGUUUUCCAAUAA